This is a messenger RNA of Pieris macdunnoughi, 1734 nucleotides long. The record is from the annotation of a GenBank genome assembly. NCBI's taxonomy places the organism in Eukaryota, Metazoa, Arthropoda, Insecta, Lepidoptera, Pieridae.
AUGACGAUGGACCAGCAGACAGGCCUCAUGUCCCUCAACAUGUCUCCUUUUGAUCUAAGUCCCGGUCCAGAAGGUUCUGGCUCUGGCAGUGGACCAUCAGGAGCCUCACAGCAAUACGUGCCCCAAGGGGCUGCAUACCAAUGCACAUCAGAUAACCAACCCUUCGCGUACGCUAACUUGGACGCUUCCUAUCUGUUUCCGACAGGUCCUGGUGGAGAAUCUGGAGCGUACUUACCCGCAGCUGGGACAGUGUGUGAUCAAACUGACACAAAAGAUGUGAUAGAAGAACUUUGUCCUGUUUGUGGUGACAAAGUUAGUGGAUACCAUUACGGUCUACUCACUUGUGAAUCUUGUAAGGGUUUCUUUAAGAGGACCGUACAGAAUAAGAAGGUUUACACAUGUGUAGCAGAACGUGCAUGUCAUAUUGAUAAAACCCAGAGGAAAAGGUGUCCCUUCUGCCGUUUCCAGAAAUGUCUGGAUGUUGGAAUGAAACUAGAAGCUGUGCGAGCAGAUCGUAUGCGUGGUGGCCGCAAUAAGUUUGGACCCAUGUACAAACGUGACCGUGCCCGCAAACUACAAAUGAUGAGACAAAGGCAGAUUGCAGUACAAACCCUUCGCGGCUCCCUCGGAGAUGGCGGGUUGGUGCUUGGAUUCAGUUCACCGUACACCUCGGUGCCUGUGAAACAGGAGAUACAGAUCCCACAAGUUUCUUCGCUGACGUCUUCUCCUGAGUCGUCACCAGGACCGGCACUUCUAGCAGCACAGCCACAGGUGCCUCAAGUACCGCCCCCUCCAGCCCAUGACAAGUGGGACGCUCAUUCACCACACUCCGCCUCACCGGACGCCUUUGCCUUCGACAACUCAGCCACAACGGCUGCCACGCCGUCCAGCACUGCAGAGGCCACCAGCACUGAAACGCUUCGGGUGUCACCCAUGAUACGAGAAUUCGUCCAGACUAUCGACGACAGAGAAUGGCAAAACUCUCUUUUUGGCCUCCUACAGAGCCAAACCUACAACCAAUGUGAAGUGGAUCUCUUCGAGCUAAUGUGCAAAGUCCUGGAUCAAAAUCUGUUCUCCCAAGUGGAUUGGGCGAGGAACACCGUGUUCUUUAAGUAUUUAAAGGUUGACGAUCAAAUGAAAUUGCUGCAACACUCGUGGUCGGAUAUGUUGGUGUUGGACCACCUUCACCAACGUAUGCAUAACGGGCUACCAGACGAAACCACACUUCACAACGGGCAGAAGUUUGAUCUCCUCUGCCUCGGUCUUCUGGGGGUGCCUUCACUGGCAGACCACUUCAACGAGCUCCAGAAUAAAUUAGCUGAGCUCAAAUUCGACGUACCUGAUUACAUCUGUGUGAAAUUCCUCCUGCUUUUAAACCCUGACGUGCGGGGUAUCGUAAACGUGAAAUGCGUCCGAGAUGGUUACCAGACAGUGCAGGCUGCACUUCUAGACUACACACUUACCUGCUAUCCCACGAUACAGGACAAAUUCGGCAAAUUAGUGAUGGUGGUGCCUGAAAUUCAUGCGCUCGCGGCGCGAGGCGAAGAGCACUUGUAUCAGCGACAUUGCGCAGGUCAGGCGCCUACACAGACUCUACUUAUGGAAAUGCUGCACGCUAAACGCAAGCCAAACGGUGGUGAUAUGGUUAACCGGAAUGCUGAGCACACGUCAACUCUAGACAGAUUGUGCGGUUUCCUGCCCAACGACACGAUUGAGCCGCAUGCUCCUAUAUAG